AUGGCCACAUACCAGCAACCUUUCAACGAGUUCUCUACGGUAACCGGAGGAGGGUUUGAUUCGCAGGCGUCAGCCGGGCGGCCCGGGUCCACAGGCGGCCAGUCAACCGCGACUCUGACCCCGGUGACAAUCAAACAGAUACUAGAAGCCAAGCAACAGGUGCAGGAUGGCCCAUACGUGGUGCACAGCAUGGAGCUGCACAAUAUAUGCUUUGUGGGCGUGGUGCGUAAUGUGGUGGACAACACCGCCAAUGUCAACGUGACAGUGGAGGACGGCACAGGGCAGAUAGAGUUUCGGCAGUGGAGCAACGACCAGAAGGACAUGGAGCGCGCGAGCCAGGGCGAGACGGCCGAGUACAAUUCGGAAUUGUCGCAGCAGUUCCAGAUCGGCAACUAUGUCAAGGUUUUUGCCACAUUGCGCGAGUUCGGAGGGAAGAUGAACAUCCAGUACGCGCUGGUCAAGCCUGUCGAGAACUUCAAUGAGGUGCUGGCACACCACCUCGCCGCCAUCAAGUGCUACGCGCUCGCAAACGGCCGCCUGGCGCCGCCUGCUGCUCCGUUUAACGCCGCGGCCGGCGCCCAGGGCGGCCAGAGUCUCUUUGUGCAGGACAACGACUACAGCAGCGCCAAGCCUGCUACUCAGAGAAUCCUGGACUUCUGCCGCGACCAAUGCAAAGACAAGGAUGCAAACACCUUCUCUGUGCACACAAAGUUCAUUGCCCAGUCGCUGAGCAUGCUGGAGGACGACGUCCGCAUGCACUGUCAGACCCUCACAGAACAGGGCUUCAUUUAUCCAACUUUUGACGAAAAUAGUUACUUCACGUUAUAA
Molecule: messenger RNA, 828 nt
Organism: Eremothecium gossypii ATCC 10895
Lineage: Eukaryota; Fungi; Ascomycota; Saccharomycetes; Saccharomycetales; Saccharomycetaceae
Gene: RFA2
Product: Rfa2p
Exons: 2
Coding region: 1-828 (275 amino acids)
Biological process (GO): double-strand break repair via homologous recombination; DNA replication; nucleotide-excision repair
Cellular component (GO): nucleus; chromosome, telomeric region; DNA replication factor A complex
Molecular function (GO): DNA binding
Source: RefSeq, marked provisional